GGGAGAAGAUGGCGGAAAAUUUGAAAGGUUGUAGCGUGCCCUGUAAGCUGUCCCUGGACCAGCUGCAGACGCGGUGUCGUCAGGAAAAGGUCUCGUGCAAGCUGCUGGGCGUCAGCAAGAACAACAUCAACGACUAUGAGGUGGAGUACCUGUGCGACUACAAGAGGAUGAAGAUAUCGCAGACGUCCGUGCUGCAGGUAAACGCCGGCCGAACCCACACGCUCGGCUCGCUGGCUAAACUGCUCCGGAGUAAAAAGGCGGUGGAGUUCUACCUGGUGAAGUGGAAGGACUACCCCGAGUCGGAGAACACGUGGGAGCCGCGCCGGAACCUGAAGUGCGUGAAGCUGCUGCGGCAGUUCCAGGAGGACCUGGAGGCGGAGCUGCGUCGCCGGCGGAAGCGCGCGGGCGGGGCGCGGCUGGACCCGGGCGUGGCCUCCUCCCUGGUGCAGCGCGCGCGCCAGCGUCAGCGGCUCCAGCGCUGGGAGGCGCUGCUCAACGCCACGCGCAACCACAAGGGCCGCAUCUUCGUCCGCAACGACGCCGACCUGGACGGGCCGCCGCGCGACUUCACCUACAUCAACAACUACAAGACGGGCGACGGCAUCGCGCUGACGGAGGUGGCCGUGGGCUGCGAGUGCCAGGACUGCCUGGGCGCCCCGGCCGGGGGCUGCUGCGCCGGGGCCUCGCUGCACCGCUUCGCCUACAACGAGCGCGGCCAGGUGCGGCUGCGCGCCGGCCUGCCCAUCUACGAGUGCAACUCCCGCUGCCGCUGCGCCGCCGACUGCCCCAACCGCGUGGUGCAGCGCGGCAUCCAGUACGACCUCUGCAUCUUCAAGACCCACGACGGCCGCGGCUGGGGCGUGCGCACCAUGGAGCACAUCCGCAAGAACUGCUUCGUCAUGGAGUACGUGGGGGAGAUCAUCACCACGGAGGAGGCGGAGAGGAGGGGCCACAUCUACGACCGGCAGGGCGCCACCUACCUGUUUGACCUGGACUACGUAGAGGACGUGUACACGGUGGACGCCGCGCACUACGGGAACAUCUCACACUUCGUCAACCACAGCUGCAACCCCAACCUGCAGGUGUACAACGUCUUCAUCGACAACCUGGACGAGAGACUCCCCCGGAUCGCCUUCUUCUCCACGCGGCCAAUCAGAGCAGGCGAGGAGCUCACCUUCGACUACAAAAUGCAGAUCGACCCGGUGGAUGCUGAGAGCACCAAGAUGGACUCCAACUUCAGCCUGGCCGGGCUCACCGGCUCUCCUAAAAAGCGCCUCCGUGUGGAGUGCAAGUGUGGGGUGGAGUCCUGCAGGAAGUACCUGUUUUAGCAUUAUUUUACACUCCCUGUCUUACCUUUGCCCUGCCACAUAAAUAUGUGUACAUAUGUAUAGGUAUAGUAUAUAUAUAUAUAUAUAUAUAUGUACACAUGCACAUAUAUGAAUGUGUAUAUAUGUAUGUGUGUGUGUGUGUGUGUGUGUGUGUGUGUGUGUGUGUGUGUGUGUGUGUGUGUGUGUGUGUGUUUCUUCUGGAGAAACAGUUUUGCAGAUUGCUCCGCCCCCCACCCCAGAUAACUAUCUUGUGGGCAGUGGCCUGGAAUGAUGAUGUCACAGGGAUUUUAGCAUUUCAUCUUUUAUUUUUGUAUUUUUUUUAUUUUUAUCAUGGUGCUGUCAGGAUAUCCACUCAUCUGAUUUGCUUUAUCUGCAUUCGGAAUCAGAACUUGCUGCCUCGGUGCUGGGUCAGCAUUUUGGGGUUGGGUCAGUGCUGCUGGGUUAGUGUUUUGGGGUUGGGUCAGUGCUGCUGGGUUAGCGUUUCGGCAUUGAGUCCUAGUUGUAGCAUUGGACGGCGUGUCCAUUCUGGGUAUCGUGAAUUCAUGUGCGGUCUGUAUGGAAAAUGGUUGGCUAUCUGGGGUUAAAGAUGACCAGUUAGUGUGCUGAAUUCAGACCUUCAGACCGCUAGACUCCUCCCACAGCCCAUUUCAGCCAAUGACUGACCUCUAGGUGAUUAAUGUGUCUGUUCUGCUCUCUCUGUGCCAGUGUAAUAUCAAAAUGCAUAUUUAUGCAUAAUCUUUUGUUUUCUGUGUGUACAUAUGUUUAUAUGAAAUGGAAGUGUUUUUAGUGUCUGCAUGUUAAGCAGCGGCAUGCUACAGUGAUAAAAAUCUAUUUUCUGUGGCCUGUCAUUUCUGUGAUCAGUCAUUUGAGGAAAUCCUGCCGAAUGUGUCUAACAAGUACGUGAAGCAGUCGUUUUGAGUGCACGUCUCAUCAGAUCUGAGAACGCUCCAGCGGAGUGUUGUUUCAGGUCGCAUGUGACCGUGCCACAUGAGGCCGGUUAGUGGAAUUGUAUUUGAUUGUAUUUGCUUGUUUGUGUGUGUUCUGAGAAGCAGUGUCAAUGUAGUAACUUAAGGAAUGCUAUGCUGGUUGUUUGGAGACAUGCGUUUGAAGUUCAGAUGACAGAUCUGCAGAUCAGAUGUAAGUUAGCAUUUGGCGACAGCUUCCUGUUCCUUGUCUCACUGGCUCAGUGUUGGGACUUGGAGAGACUGCAGACCCUUCCAACACCUGUGGUCCUCAGGCCUUUUAGUCCCAAGUGCUGCCGCAUUAACCCUCACUUUUUGCUUUCCAUCUGUUUGAUUCCUUGCAAUUUUGGCAACCAAGCCAGCUUUUGAUGCAAAAGCAACAGCUAGCAAGCUGGCCAAUGAAAAUAUUCGCUGCUAGCUUGUAAACUACCUCUGAUUAUGGGCGGCGUGACGUCGCAGCGGCUCCUCUGUGGAGAUCCUGCCUGGCGAUCUGUUAUUGGUCUGCAUUCUCCUCAGAACUCUGAAAGGUGACCGCUUGCAAGGCAUUGUGGUUAUAAGUAGUCUGCGGAGCCUCUCCCCGGAACGCGCACGCAAAGGAGUCUGGGAAGCGCCCUCACGGCAGGGCUGGGUCGACACUCGGACAGCUAGGACCGCUGGCCGCACGGACCGCCAACACCACGCCCAAUCAGCCCACAUCACUAACCCCCGCUCCCUGAAGCCUGCGGCUGCUCCUGUGUGUCUCCUGUUGCUUUUAAUGUUUAAUGCCUUCAUGUUGUUGUUGUUUUUUUAUUUUACUAUUUUUUUUAUAUACUUUUUUUAUUAUUCAUCUUGUCCUGAAGUCUUGCAAAUUAACUAAGUCUGAAUGGUUUGCAAAUGGAAUUGAUAUUCAUUUGAAAUGUAACCACUGCAUUCUCACUGCGCUAUCAGUUGGAUCUGUAAGUAACUGGAUGGUUAGCAUUUCAGUGGACCGUGUGUGUGAUCUGGAGGACCCAGGGUCUUGUACAGCUGACUGCGGCAAGGUGGUGCAGUUACGCUUGUCACAGUUUACCAGGGUGACAUCUCACAUGUAAACCAAUUUAAGGAAAUUUUAAAUAAAUUUUACUUUUUUGUAUAAUAUUCAGUAUAUUCUUUUAAGGGAAUCCCUGGGAAGGGGAGGUACCACAGGUGAACAGGAAGAUGAAUGAAUCAGAAUGGCAUGAUGAAAUGCUGGCUCUGUGGCCUUUCCGUCUCCUGGCAAAUGUGGACAUAAUUUGUAUUAAGACUUUAAAAAAAAAAUUUAUGCAAAUUGGCUCAUGGGAAAUAAAUAUGAAGCCUGGUGCUGAGAAGCUCCCUCUGCUGGAGAGUUACGGUAGUGCUUUCACAGCUUACCCAGAGCGCUGUACGACGCCGUGCAUAACCAGAACCAAGGGCAAGUUUGCUGAAAGACCCUAGACAAAUGCAGUUCCAAGUGGUAACAAUGACCACAAAGAUAAGAAGUUGGACCUUGUAGAUUAAUCUGAUGAAACGAAUGAAAGUAAAACUGUCUUGGCAAACUAAUAAUAAAAUAGGUAUACACAAUUGUGAGAACUAAAAUAAAUAGUUCGAAAUAUA
Molecule: messenger RNA, 3880 nt
Organism: Conger conger (European conger)
Lineage: Eukaryota; Metazoa; Chordata; Actinopteri; Anguilliformes; Congridae
Gene: suv39h1a
Product: SUV39H1 histone lysine methyltransferase a
Exons: 7
Coding region: 9-1328 (439 amino acids)
Cellular component (GO): nucleus
Molecular function (GO): zinc ion binding; protein binding; histone H3K9 methyltransferase activity
Source: RefSeq, a predicted model, not a curated record